Messenger RNA from Periconia digitata, 921 nucleotides. The record is from the annotation of a GenBank genome assembly. NCBI's taxonomy places the organism in Eukaryota, Fungi, Ascomycota, Dothideomycetes, Pleosporales, Periconiaceae.
UUCUACAGCAAUGCGACCGAAACACCCUCCCAACACAUCGACUCCCCAGCGCGGAAAAUGAAGCCAUACACAUGCAUUCUCCCGUUCUUGAUACCCGUAUCCAUCCAUGCAGCAGCAACAGCAUGCUACGCCCCGAAUGGAGCAAUCGUCCAAGACACGCCCUGUAGCACAACAUCCACGCACUCCACUUGCUGCCGUCUCGGAUACGCCUGUCUAUCCAACAACCUCUGCGCCCUCACAUCGCACGCGCCCCCCGAGUUCGCGGAGAAUUCCCCAACGCUGCUGCGCUCGAGCUGCACGGAUAAGUCAUGGGCGAGUGAAGACUGCCCAUCUAUGUGCACCAAUGGCACUGCGGGCGAUAAAUUGGGGCAGGGUGGCACGCCGGUGAAGCAGUGCGAUGGCGCGGGGAGGACGAAUCGGUAUUACUGCGCAAACGACCAGACGAAGAACAUUAAAGAGGGGGAAUUAUGCACGAACGCGACGUUGCAUGUUGAAUUUCCCGAAGCCGUUUCGACCCUUACAGUCAUCGGAGUCAGCGCGACUUCAUCACCUCCCUCGCAAUCCACCUCGACACCGCAGAACACCGCUUCCACAUCACCAAAAGCAUCUAAAAAACCUCAUUCCUCGUCAACGGAAACCACAUCGCUGGGAUUAGGACUAGGACUUGGCUUAGGGAUACCGCUGUUGCUUGGCAUUGCCGCCGCUAUCUUCUUCUUUGUCCGUCGCCGCAGUGGAAAACAGCAAGCGCAACAGCAUUAUCAACACCAAUUAGACACAGCGAAAGGUCCGUAUUCGCAGAUGGAAGUCUACCGGCACGAGAGCGGUGAGCCGAGGGGCAUGGAGUUGAACGCAACGUCGUCUGCUAUCCACGAGAUUGAUUCGGGCUCGAUGCAUGAGCUUCCUGGUCGGAAUGUGAUGUGA